AUGCAAGUAAUAUUCGUUCAUUCGUUGACAUUUAAAAUAUUUACUGUAUUAUUGAUUUUUAUACUACCUUCUUAUUGCUUUAUAAUAAAAGAUAGUAAAAUAAUUAAUGAUACAUGGAGAUAUGAAAAUAAGGAGAAUACAAAUAAGAUAGGGUCAUAUAGAAAAAAACUUAGACAUAAUGUUAGUGUAAAUAAAGAUAUAAAAGAAAAUGAACAUAUUAUGUCAUCAUAUGAAAAUGAGAAAUAUAUAAAAAAGCUAUUAGAAGAUUAUGAAAAAUAUAAAAUUACGACAUAUAGUUCAGAAUAUACAUUUUUUUUCCCAGGGCAAGGUGAACAAUAUAUGUCUAUGGGAUUAGAUACAUAUAAUAAUUAUAAAGAAUGUAAAGAAUUAUAUAAUGAUGCAAGUAAAAUAUUAGGAUAUAAUUUAAUGGAUAUGAUAAAAAAUGGACCGAUAGAAAAAUUAAAAAAUUCAGAAGUAGCACAACCAUCUAUAUAUACAGUAUCUAUGGCUUCAUUAGAAAAAUUAAAAAUUGAAAACAAUGAUGCUUAUAUGAAAUUAAAUUUAUGUAUGGGUUAUUCAUUAGGAGAAUAUGCAGCCUUAACAUGUGCAAAUUCCUUAUCAUUUGAAGAUGGUGUAUAUUUAACAAAAGAACGAGGUAAAGCAAUGCAAUAUUGUUCUACAUUAUAUAAUAUGACAACUGUUGCUAUUGUAGGAUUAACAUUAGAUAAUAUAAAGAAACUUAUAGAAGAUGUUAACUAUAAAAUGAAUGAUGAUAUUUUUAUUGUUAGUUAUAUGACAAAUAAAAAAUUUGGUUUAUGUGGAAAACCAGAAUCUAUGGAUUAUCUUAAUACAUUAGCAAAAGAAAAAUAUAAAGCAAUAUUUACAAAAAAAUUAGAAAUAGCUGGAGCUUUCCAUUCUUUUUAUAUGUUUCCAGCAAAAGAAACAUUAAAAAAUGUUUUAAAUCAAAUAACAUUCAAAAAGUUAUCCGUACCCGUCAUAUCAAAUGUGGAUGGAAAUGCAUAUGAUGAUCCCGUUAUUAUUAAGGAUCUUUUAAUUCUUCAAUUAACUAGCCCAAUUAAAAUUAAUACAUGCUUACAAAAUGUUUUAAAACAUGGUUAUAAAUCUGGAUAUGAAUUGGGACCAGGUACUAUAAAUACGAAUUUGUUACGAGACAUAUCAAAAAAUACAAAAAGGGCAAUUCCAUAUAUAUGA
Molecule: messenger RNA, 1212 nt
Organism: Plasmodium reichenowi
Lineage: Eukaryota; Apicomplexa; Aconoidasida; Haemosporida; Plasmodiidae
Product: malonyl CoA-acyl carrier protein transacylase precursor
Exons: 1
Coding region: 1-1212 (403 amino acids)
Molecular function (GO): transferase activity
Source: RefSeq, a predicted model, not a curated record